Messenger RNA from Manis pentadactyla (Chinese pangolin), 7680 nucleotides. RefSeq names its product family with sequence similarity 47 member E (gene FAM47E). The coding region runs from base 251 to 1504 and encodes 417 amino acids. The record is from RefSeq and is a predicted model, not a curated record. The transcript has 9 exons. Lineage: Eukaryota; Metazoa; Chordata; Mammalia; Pholidota; Manidae.
UAGGACCUGAUCCUUCCCCUCCACGCGCGGCGAUCCACCGCCCUGGACCGGAGGUUGGGGUGCGGCCGGGGAUGGGCUGUGCAGGGACCGCGCACUCCCCGCGCAAACCGGGGCUGCGCAGGGGGAGCCUGCGCCCCACUAGGCGGGGACGAGUCCGGGCAGAGCGCGGCUUCGCGGUCUCCUAGCGACCCCGGCGGCCGGGGAUACACACGGCCCAAGGCCGGGCGGUCGCGGGGGAGCCACCCGUUCCAUGGCGGACAACAGGCGGCAGUUCCGGCCGGGGGCGCCGAGUCGGGCGCCCGGGAGCCUGAGCUGCAGGCCCGGGCACAAAGAGGAUCUGCCUUCCAAGGGCUUCACAAAGCCCACGCCCAGGCUGGCGUUGCCCACCUCCCUGGAUGGCCAGAUGCGGGUGUUCGUGAGGAAGGGCCUGGAUGACUUUGGGAGCGGCUCUCUCCCCCAGGUUUGUCACGGAGCUCCCCAACCUGCCCCAAAGAAGAGGCAGAACAAGCUGCCCAUGGAAGUGGCCCUGCCUGCCAAGCUCCUGGCAGCCCGGCAGGCACGGAGGGCAUUCCUGGAGGACGUGGAGGCCCAGUUGGCCCCGCACCCCUUGGCUCUCUACCCACAUCUGGAAGAAGAUACGCCUGUAGAGCUCUUAUUAAAGGUGCUGGAAGUGCUGGAUCCUGACAAGAAACUGGAGGACUCAUGGGCUUAUUGUCAGGGCAUCAGGAAAAGAGCAAAGGAACCCACACAACUUUUAAAAAAAUGUUCCACCCAAGUCAGCCUGGGACUUUCUAAGAAGACCCCUGUGUCACAUCCAGGCCAAUGGCUUUAUGAAGAAAAGAAGCCAAUUGAAACACAUUUGCUCCAUGAAGGUGGUCCUUAUCAUGAAAACGUACACAAAGUGGUUUGUGACUUCUGCAACUGGGCUACUACUUUUGGAAGUUCACACAUUGAUGAAGAAUUCAUCCUGAAACAAUUUGACAUUGACUAUCAGAGCAAACCAAGCUGUGAUGUAUUCCACCCGAUGAGGCCCAGUCAGGUUCCUCUGGAGCUAAAGAAGAGAGUGGAGCUAAAUAAACUUCAGAAACUAGAAUUUUCCCAGAAGCUAGACUCUAAGAAGAAACUCCAGAAAUCACAGAAUCCUUGUAAACCAAAAUAUGUGAAGAUGAGGUAUGGAGCAUGGUAUCUGAAAACUGACUUGUGGAAAAAGCAAAGAGUAGAUGAACCUUUGGUUGACCCCAAGAUCUCAUGUAAAGCUCAAGAUGAGAAUUGUAAAAAACAGCUGCAGGGACAGGAGUUACUUGCAGACCUUCAUGGAAUGGCUGCCUUUAAGGAUUUCAUUCUACGCAGGGGCUACAGGAUGCCAAGUGCAGACACAACUCAGGCUCCUGCGAGAAAGGGCAUACUUUCCCCCAGGCAGGAGCUCAGAGCUGACACUGUGAAGACACUCAAGCUGCCUGAGGAUCAAAGCAAAGCACUGCAAAGAACUGAAGCCUUCAAAUAGCCAGUGAAUCAGCCAUCUUGGAAGUCCAACUCCCCUGAGGCUUCAGAUGAGAUUGCAGCCCCUGCAGACAUCCUGACUGUAACCAUAGGAAGGUCCUGCGCCAGAACCACCCAGCUAAGUUGCUCCUGAAUUCCUGACCCAUAAAAACUGUGCUAAUACUUGUUGUUUUAAACCAUUAAAUUUAUUUUCUAUGCAGCAGUAGAUAACCAAUAGAGAUUUUGGUGUCUGUAAGUGGGAUACAGCUGGAACAAAAACCUAAGAUGUGGAAGAGAGCAGGAGAACUGGAUUGUGGUAUGAAGCUGGAAGAACUUUGAGCAGAGUGUCAGUGAAAGCUUAAGGAGAUUUGAAGGCACUGUUAGCAGAAGCAUCAUGCACUAUGAGGAGGCUGUGGGUGAAGGCUUGCAGGGAAAUGAGGUAAACGUUGUAAGAAACUGGGGGAAGUAGUCUCCUUGUUAUGUAAUAGCAGGAAGUUUAGGUAUAAAGUCAUUUGAAAUAACAUGAAAAAUAGAAAAGGUACCUAAUGAACUGAGUGGUGUAACUAUGAGAUUUUUAUAUACAGAGUGUUGAAUGUAGUUUUCUUCUUGCUGCUUGUAGUAAAAUGCAAGGGGAGAUAGAUAAGCUAAGAAAAGGGCAGUUAAAGAAAAAGGAACCAAGACUUGGUGCUAUUGAAAAUUCCCAGCCUCUCAGAUGACAAAUGAUAUUUAAAUUAAGAAAAGAUUUUGUAGCAAAGAUCAAAUUCAAAAGGGCAUAUAAAAGGACACUUCCAGGAAACAUGAUCUAAAGAUGAAUCCAAGGAUGUAAUUGUCAAGUCCCUUGUUAAGACCUCAGAAAGAUCAAAGGUGAUGCUAUUCACCUUUUGUACUAUUCAGUCUACAUCCAUCAGAAAGGCAAAUAUUAGAAAGGAGAUGUGGUGUUGCUGGUGGGAGAGUAAGCAAGUACUAUUCAGUCACAUGGAAGUCCUACUAAAAUGAUUAAGUGUGCCUCGCAGAUUUUCUUAAUCAAACAAUAGAGCUUCUAAAACUGAAGGAUGUUCUUCAGCAGAAUCUCAAGAUAGAAAAGGGCUUAUCUUGAAGAGAUAAGUGGUUUGGCUUUUGAAUAAUGGUGUGAUCUCCAUAAGAUUCACAGGAGACCUGCAAAGUUUUUUAAAGAAUUAGAUUGGCAUAAACACUCCAGCUUGGACAAAACAGCAGGGUCUGAUAAGGGGAUAAGUGUAUUUUGCCUCUGCUCUGGAUGCCCCUGACAUCACCCUUAAAUAAUUUCUAUUUUUCCCUUCCUAAUGCCCUCCCUUCCUCCCUCAUUUCCUCUUUAAACCUUCUGUGUUAACCUUACUCCUCAGUCUCCUUCCUACUUAUAGUGAGGUCCACAGACCAGCUCAGUAUCCACUGGCAGCUUUGUAGAAAAGCAGAAUCCCAGGCCCCACACCAGACCUACUGAAUAGGAAUCUGCACUUAGCAAUAUCUCCAGUGCUUCCUCUGCACAUUAAAGUUUGAGAUGCCCUGGUUCAGAACUAUUAUCCUCACUGGUCUGUGUAAGGCCCUUCUCUUGUUAUUUACUUAUUCAUUCCCCCUUUAUUCCAAUGCCCAUUCCUAUUCUUCUGGCCACCAAAGACACUCUCUUUAAUCGGUUUAAGAACUGGCUUUAAAUAUGCAUGUGUCUCUGAAACCUAAGUAUUGUUCUUUUGAGUGUAUAUGUAUUUUCACUAUACAUAAAUGCAUUGUACUAAAAAGCUUAUCGUUUUUUAACUUUCAGUCACCAUUGUGUAUUUAAGAUUUAAUUGCAUUGCUGUGUGUAGAUCUAGUUCAUUGUUCUAAUUACUGUAUUGUAUUUCACAGGCUUCCGCUAUGUUUUACCUGGCUAUUUCCCCAUGAUGGGCAGCUAGGUGACCUUGAACUCAACAUUGCCCCAAAUAACACCAUGUGUCCCCUUAAAGUCUUGUAAGCAUUUUCUCUGGGCCAUACAUGUUCUGGAGGAGGUUGCUGGGUUAUGAGGUAUAUGCAUACUUUAUUUCACUGGGCCCCUGUUCUCCAGGUUGCUCGUACUUGCUUACGCCCCCACCAGCAACAUCAUGUGACUUUUCUGAUGGAUGGAGAGUUGUGUGAUACCAUUGUUUUAAUUUGAAUUUAUCUAAUUACCAGUGAAUUUGAGGAUUUCUGCAUCUUUUUCCUAGCCAUUUAUUUAUGCAACCAAAAAUUACUGUGAGUGCCUGCUAUGUUCCAGGCAUUGUCCUACACACUAGCAAAAAGCAUCUCCUGCCCAUUUUAUAUUGGAUCUCAUGUCCUUUUUUGGGCAUCAGUUUAUAAGAAUUCAUUGUAUAUCAACAUAUUAAUCCCUUGUCAGUUUUAACAACACAAAAAUCUUUUCCCCAUCUGGAUCUAUCUGCUGACUUUUUCUAUGGCAUCUUUCAUUGACCAGAUAGCCUUAUUUUGAUGAAGUCAAGUUUUGGGCCCUCCUGUGUUAUUUAAUAUGACACUGAUAGUCUCCUGGAUUUUGUCCAGUUAGCUUUGUAGUUUUACUAUUUACCUUUAUUCCAUCUGGAGUUUGUUAUUUUUUGUGGUACAAAGUAGUAAUCUAACUUUAUGUUUCUGUAUACAGUGAACUAAUUCUCCCAACACAGAUUUUCCUGUUCUCAAAAGAUUUCAUCAUUUCACAUAAGAGAUCUCAGCCUUGAGUCUAUUCUGGAACUAAGAUGAGUCAGAGGUUUGCAAACAGUUGCAGUCAGAAAAUGUCUCUGUGAAAUCUGAAGCUGGGCAGCUCCAGUGUAACAGAAAGGUUUGCCUGUGGUUAAUAUUCUGCGGAGUAGCAGGAGCCAGAAGCUUGAUGGCGACAGACAGGUGCUGGGGGUGGUAAGUACAUUCCUGAAAUGAGGCCAGGGCUUUUGGAGAGAGGAAUUACGUGGCAAGAGCAAGGCUGAAACUCACCAUAAAUGUCAGAACACUUCCACAGGGGUUCUCUGGUGUCCCACAUCUAGAUUUGCACACCUACUUCUAAAAUUUAUACUUUAAAAUUUGGACAUGGUUUAACAGCUGUUAGGAUUCAGUUCGGCUAGAGUUUCAGAGCAUGGUCCUGGGAGGUCAGAAUAGUGGGUUCAAAUCUCAGCUCAGUCACUCAUCAGCUGUGAGACUGUGGGCAGAGUACUUCUCUGAGGGCAGUACAUGGGAUGAUCCUUACAAAGUACUUAGCCUAGUGCCAGUAUGUAUUGGGUAUUCAGUGAGUAAAGACAAUAAAAGGCCUAUUAGAUAAUACUUUGCAUUUCAAGGAAUACAAAGAAUAAACAAAGCACCCUCAAGGAAUUUUCUAUUAAUAUGGGGAUGAGAUAAACCAAAGAUAAGAGAUCAUAUUGUCACAGAGAACCUUGUAUUUUGCUCUAAGACAGUUAUAAUAUGUGAUCAGAGUUCAAAGGAAAGAAUGACAUACCAAUUUGAGGGCUGACUGGGGAGUGGGGUUGCUGGCUGGAGAAAAGUUUCAUGGAAACAAGUGGCUUUUAGGAAUGUCUAGACCAAUGAGUGAAGGUUCCUAUGGGAGAACUCCCUUUGGCUGGAGAGCAGAUAAAGGGUAAGAGAAAGGCCUGGAGAGGUCAUUGGGGACUGUCAUAGAGACCCUAAAGGCUACAACCAGUUGAAUUUAAUCUGGCAGAUGGGGAGUUGCCUUCCUCCCUGCUCGAGGCCACAAUUUGGAGGAUUAAAUCAGGAGUGGUUGCACAGUGGAUCCCACCAGAUGGGAGGUGCAGAAUUGAAACGGGAAGUGACUGUAGAACUCGUCACAAAGUUAGGUGAGGUCUGGAGGUGGAAGGCCCUGGGGAUGCCAGGGAAGGGAGAGGCCAGGACUGAACAGCAGGGCCCAGGAGAGGUCUCUCCAGAGGCAACCUCUUCUCCCAGCGCCGCUUCCACUUCCUGGACUUUCCUUAAAACCCCCACUGGAUUUCCUUCCUCUCAUUUGGCUGAUAAACUCCCUCUCUGCCUCCUUUGUACCUAAAUUGUUUCUUACGUCCAUUCUUUUCUUUAUUCAUGCCAGUCCCCUCUCCUUUCACCGGAGGACAAUCCUUUCCAUGUUCCUGGCCCAUGGCUGCCUCUCCCUUAAGGAAUUCCCAAGAAGUAUUUCCUAUCCUCGUAUCCUCAGUCUCAGUCUCCACUGGCUCUUUCCUGCUAACAAACCAGCCUGGGUCUUUCUUGAUCUGAAAGAACUUCCCUUGGGCCAUGUUCAAUUCUUAAGCGACACUUCAAUUUCUCCCCUACCUUUUGUCUCCAAAUUUCCCGAGAGGGCUUCAAUGUUGGACUCCACAGUCUUCACCACAUUUAUUCCUCAGCCUUCCAAAACAAAGAACCCAACCCCACAAACACUGCUGAGUCACUGAUGAUCUCUGUAUGUCAAACCCAACCGUUUUUUCUCAGUCAUCCAUCCACUUAAAUUCUGCUGAACAGCACUGCCAUCCCCCCUCCUACCAGUGACUUCUUGCAGGGUUUUCUGAAUCUGCUUUGGAAACAAGUCUCCCGAUUCUCUGUUUUCUAGCUCUUCCUUCCCAUCCUCUUUAUGGCCCUGGCCCUGUGAACAAGGCUGCUUUGCAUCAUUUUGUACUCAUCCUUCUGCACCAGAAGUGAACAAUUUUUUCUUGCCUGAGGUUAAAGAAAAAAAUAAGUAUGUAUAACUUUAAAAUAUCCAUCCAUAUUUACAUUUAUUUAUACUCUGUUUAAUAGAAUGAGUUACAAAAUGGGUGCUACAUUUUGGCCCCUAAAAUAUAACAUCAAGACAUAACUGCAAGAUAAACUGCAAUAAGGAGGCAAUUUUCCAAUCUUCCUGACAUGCUAAGCACCGAAGUUAGGCGCAUCCUGAUUUCCCUUUGUAACAUUAAUCUCUACCAUAGAUUUAACUGCCACCUUCCUAUGAAAAAUAUCCAAUAUCUCUUCCUAAACUACUGACAGCCCCAGUUCCAUCUUCCUGCUAGUGCUUCAAAUUUAACACAUCACAGCAUAACUCACUACCUUCCUCCCUCAUCUCUAUCCUAUCUGUUUUCCUUUUAUGUUUCCGGCUUCCUAGGCUCAAAAGGUCUUCUAUACAAAGAACAUUACUUUGUAACUGUAUAGUGAUAAACAAGGUAUAGUCCAUGCAGUAAGAAUGUUUUUAGAAUAUGUGGAUGCAGACUUUUAACUCUGGUAGUGUGUGGGGGGUGGGUGAUGAUGACGGGAUAUUGUUUACUUUAAAAAGCAGCAACACAGAAAUCAAUGAGUAAACAUUUAAGUUUAGAAAAGCCAAAAGGAAGGCCAAGUAAAUAACAUUCUUUAAAAAUGUGUGAUUAAUCUGAUGCAAUGUAAAAAGGAUUCUGAAGGGUGGGAAGAGUUAUGUCAUUUUGUGUUAUAUUUUUAAUAAAUGAAACAGCAAUUGAUAACAGCAAUAAACCUUAGUCUUCUAGGUAUUAGAAAUGAGGACUGGGGCUUGCAUUCUAGGAUUUUACAGAUCCUCUGGGAUUUCAUUCAUGAGCACAUUGAUAAAAAAAAAAGACCAAUGAAGGAGCAACUUAAGUUAUCAGUGAGGAAAUAAAAUGUUCCAGGAUUUUCAUACUAUUUAUAAAAUUACUCUAUUAACUUUAGAGUUUAUAAAAUUCAAGGACAUCCUAUGGCAUCAAGUUUUACUUUGACAAAUGAGAUAGGAUAAGUCUAAAUUUUCUACAAAGUUCUAAAAAUGUAGAUAUAUAAGUCUUAUAAGUUAAGAACCAAUUAGAAAGACAGAGUGCAUAAAAAGAAUGUUAUUUUAUAUAGUGACAUUUAUUUUCUUAAAAAUAUAGAUUUGCUAUCACUUUUUACUGUUUUCACACUCAAGAUUGGUGUGACCUUAAGGCUGCCAGGAUUGAGAUGUGUGGGUGGUUGUCAGUGGUCUUAAACCUUACAGGUCUUUUAAAAAUUCCAUCAUUGACUCCCUAAUUAGUGUAAGACAUGAAACCUGUCUGACGAAAGCGUAACCUCCACUUUGUGCUGAAACAUGCACGUAGACUCUAUAUGAAGAUACCAACAACACUCCCAACUGGGGACACAUGGAGUGUCUGAUCAAUUCACUCAACCUUUUCCUUUUGAGGGGCCACUCUGGGAAUGUCCUAGGUGCCAGGAGUUCAGCAGAGAACAAAGGACAGUAAACCCUGCUUCAUGUAGUUUACCUUCUGGAGAGGGGGGAAGAAAUGAAACAACGAA